CAUGUGCGAAUGUGGAAUGUAAUUUAAAGCUGCAAACGAAAUAGCUUUACAUAUACUCUGAAACGAUUCAAGAUGGCGAAGUUAAAUUCAUGUUUGAUUUUCAUUGCCGUUGCUCAUUGCUUGCAUCAUUCGCCGAAUGCCUCGGAACCAGUGUGUUCUCAGUUCGACUAUGAUAAGAAAUUAAUGGAAUACAUAAUAGAAACGAGGCAUGAAGUGAAGGAGAUGGCGAAAGAUUUAAGGAGGACGGAGGAAUAUCUACUGGCUGUCUUGGAACACCGUAAAGUUGAAAUGGAAAAAUUGUCAGAGGAUGUGAAGGCCAAAUUGGAAAAAGGCAUGCGGAAUAUCACGGAAGAAGUAAAUAGUCUAAAAGGAAAAGUUGAAAAAUUGGACGUUCCAACAGUAGCUUUCAGCGCCUUCAACCCCGCUGACAAAAACUUACAGACCAAUGAAGUCCUCAUUCUACAGUCCGUUCUCGUCAAUGAAGGAAAUUGUUAUGACACUAACACGGGUAAAUUUACUGCACCGGUACGUGGCCUGUAUCAUUUUACGGCGCAUGUUUGCAACACUUUCGGAUAUGUGAUACAUUAUGCUAUUGUCAUGGACGAUGAAUGGAUUGUCGGAAGCCAGCAGUUUGAGCAAGCCAAUGAAAAUACCAACAAAUACGCCAGCUGUAACUCUGUCAGUGCACUAAUAAUGAUGGAACCGGGUGCAAAAGUCUGGAUUAUGUCUACUUCCGGAUAUUCUGAAGUCCAACAGAUUUACGAUGACGCGUAUCGCCGAAACUCGUUCAUUGGUGUUCUUCUUCGUAUAUAAUCUAUCGUGUUAAAUGGUUCAGAAUCCAAUAAGAUUAUGCAUAAUCAUUUGGCUUAAACAAUUGUUCUUUAUCACGCUUCCAUAUUCAAACAAUUGCAAAACGAUUAAAGCUUUUCUGACAUUGACCAGGGGAAAUAUUAUUUCGUAGUUAUGCCGUGUUUUGAUGUAUUUUUUCAAAAGCAAGACGUGAUUGGUCCGCAUGCUUAAACGGGACCAACUUACCAGCGUCCAAAGUCAUAGGCAAAUAUCCAUCGAUAUAUUGUCAGUGUGAUUUUUGUAGGCCGUUCAAGGGGAAACCAGCAUUAGAAGGUUGUACAGUGUAACUUCCGAAAACCGGACCUUCUGAAAACCGGAAACCUUUGAAAACCGCACGAAACUCAAGGUCUCGUUUUUUCUGUUCUUAUUUCUAUAUAUUUUUAACCUCUGAAAACCGGAACUUCCGAAUUCUGAAAACCGGACGAUUUUUGAAGCACCGUUUAUAUUUUAACACUAAAAUUGACUUCUGAAAAUCGAACAGCAAAAUAUUGCUGGAUUAAAAGUGUCACCUGAUAAUACAGAAACGCUGUCAACAUGUUCUUUUGUUUAUUUAUUAGAGGUGCGCGUUUAUUUUGACACGCUAUGUAAUCACAAUGAUUAUUUGAUGCAAAAUAAGGAAGUAAUUAGCGAUUAUUUUCAUUUGUAUUCAAUUUAUGAAAACGUGAUGAAUUAAAUAUCUUAUGUGUUAAAAACUUUCUUAAUGUUUGAACGAAAGAAAGAUAGAUGUUUUAAAUGAUUUAGUUACAUCGAUUAAACUAUGCUUUAUCAACAUUAAUUAAAAUUUAAUGUAUUCGCUUUGUGCAACAACACCAUUGAAUCUGUCCAUUGGUUGAUAUUUACCACGUAAAGUGGUUUCACUUUGGUGUAUUUUGUGUAGACUGUGUUUAAACGGUAUUGUUUUCAGAAAUUAAUAUUAUAAUAAAUGAUUACCGGCCAAAAUUUAAUGGAAUAAUGCAUUCUGGGUGAGACGUAUUCAUGUGUUGAACAUUUUCAUGACAAAUGAAAGGAAUUCACUGCCGGGCAUUGGGAAAUCUAGUUCAAAGAGAAAAUGUGCCCGGAAGUGAAUAUCAAUAGCUAUAUUUCUUGCUGUUUUAUGAAAUGACUUCCAAGGGCAGUUCAAUAUUUUGAGAGGCCCAUAACCCAAAAUAUUACAAUGUGGGCCUAUGGUAAUUUGUUCUCUUUAACAAACAUCUGUCUCGUUCCGAUGAGCACUUAAAGAUCUCGAACAAGAACGGAUAAGAACCUGAAUAAUCAAGACUAAUAAUGGCCACCGUUAAUGUAGAUUUUCCAGUCAUUAAAUAUACAGUAACACAAUCCAUUUUCUAUGCUUGUCAUGAACCGUUCUGACAUCCAAGUUGUAUUUUGUCAUAUAAUUCAGUCAAAUAUAUCUAUUGAACUGUGGAUAAUAUCAUGGACAUGUC
Mercenaria mercenaria is the source of this 2270-nucleotide messenger RNA. RefSeq names its product heavy metal-binding protein HIP-like. The record is from RefSeq and is a predicted model, not a curated record. NCBI's taxonomy places the organism in Eukaryota, Metazoa, Mollusca, Bivalvia, Venerida, Veneridae. The transcript is spliced from 2 exons. Bases 73 to 813 code for a protein of 246 amino acids. Gene Ontology annotation, molecular function: protein binding.